Phyllopteryx taeniolatus (common seadragon) is the source of this 2264-nucleotide messenger RNA. It is a transcript of the gene meis2b, whose product is annotated as Meis homeobox 2b. The record is from RefSeq and is a predicted model, not a curated record. Gene Ontology annotation, molecular function: RNA polymerase II cis-regulatory region sequence-specific DNA binding; DNA-binding transcription activator activity, RNA polymerase II-specific. Bases 545 to 1792 code for a protein of 415 amino acids. NCBI's taxonomy places the organism in Eukaryota, Metazoa, Chordata, Actinopteri, Syngnathiformes, Syngnathidae. The transcript has 9 exons. Gene Ontology annotation, biological process: positive regulation of transcription by RNA polymerase II; animal organ morphogenesis; embryonic pattern specification.
GUCCCUCCUCGGCCCAUCUGCGACCAGAGAGCGUGCGGGCACGCGCGGGGGGCACACCAGAACCUUCUCAUCUAAGCCAUCCCGUGCGCUCUUCUCCUCACAGAUGAACACCAGCCCACUUGCCGAACGAGCGCAGGAAUCCGGUUGACAGUUGAAUAGUGACGACGGAUGACGUUUCCUCCUUCCUUCUGAUCACUUUCUCUUGAUUGUCAUACAGGAGUAUAAUUAUAGUUGGGAAUAUACUUUUCGGACUGUCGGAUUUUCGAGUGGCCUCUCCUGACACGCUCGGCAAUUGCGCGCGAGGAUGGCGCAAAGGGUAAGUAAGGCGACAUGCUCGGGCUUAAUGUGCUUUGACGCAGGGUAAAUGUGUACUCUGAGAAAAGAAUCAUGUUAGUUUCACACAUUUUACGCAUCACGUGCAAGCGACAUGUUCGAAUUCAGGCAAUGAACACGACUUUUUGUGUCUUUUCUCUCCCCCAAUGUAGACGCUUGUUUUAAAUUGUUUGUGUUGAAUCGUCGAACAUCAAUUGAAUCAUGUCGUUUUAUGGUUUUUUUUUUUUGUUCUUCAAUUCAAUUCAUGAAGAAAAUAAGAAUUCCUAUUCCUCUAACCUUCUAUUAUUAUCCAUGCAAGUACGAUGAAUUGGUUCAUUACGGAGGCGGGAUGGACGGAGUUGGAGUCCCGACGUCCCUGUACGGAGACCCUCACGCCCCGCGGCCCCUACCCCAGGUCCACCACCUGAACCACGGGCCGCCCCCGCAUCCCACGCAGCACUACGGGGCCCACGCACCGCAUGGCAUCAUGCCCGCCGGCAUGGGCAGCGCAGUCAACGACGCGCUGAAAAGGGACAAGGACCAGAUUUAUGGCCACCCUUUAUUCCCGCUGCUUGCGCUCGUGUUCGAGAAGUGCGAGCUGGCGACGUGCACGCCCAGAGAGCCCGGAGUGGCCGGCGGAGACGUGUGCUCCUCGGACUCCUUCAAUGAAGACAUUGCAGUGUUUGCGAAACAGAUCCGCGCAGAGAAACCGCUAUUUUCUUCGAACCCCGAACUGGACAACUUGAUGAUUCAAGCCAUCCAAGUGCUGCGCUUUCAUCUCCUGGAAUUAGAGAAGGUCCAUGAGCUUUGCGAUAACUUCUGCCAUCGGUACAUCAGCUGCUUGAAAGGCAAAAUGCCCAUCGACUUGGUGAUCGAAGAGCGGGAUGUCUGCAAGUCGGACUUUGAUGAUCUGUCAGGAUCUUCCACCAAGCUUGCAGAUCAUAACCCAGCAUCCUGGAGAGACUUGGAUGACGCCCACUCCACACCCUCGGUGGGAACCCCAGGACCAUCUAGUGGGGGACACGUCUCUCAGAGUGGCGACAACACCAGUGAACUCGGAGAUGGCCUCGACAAUAGCCUAGCAUCACCGGGAACAGGAGAUGAAGAUGACCAGGACAAGAAGAGGCAGAAGAAAAGAGGCAUCUUCCCUAAAGUGGCUACAAACAUAAUGAGAGCAUGGCUAUUCCAGCACCUUACACACCCGUAUCCCUCAGAGGAGCAGAAGAAACAACUUGCACAAGACACAGGCCUCACCAUUCUACAGGUUAACAACUGGCCUCCAUGGUUGGCUCAGGGACCUUCUUCAUUCAGCUUGUGGAGCUUGAGGCCGCCCGUCGCAUAUCCACGCGCCCACCUCAUCUUUGUGUUGCGUCGAAAGGACCACGCGUGGGGAAAAGCGUCACCUGCUGUCGGGAACUCUUUUUUUUUUGUGUGUGUGUGGGGGGGGGGGGGGGGUAUGCCGCUUGAAAAGAGACUUUAGUAUGAACUUGAAGAAAGGGGGAGGGCGUGUGGCUGCAACGCGAAAAAAAACCAAAAGACAUUCUGAACAGCAGUCACGCAUUUUCCCCUUUUUCAUUUUAAAUUAUUUAUUUAUUUUUGUACCACGGCGGACCACAGGGAUCACACCUUUUCCUCCUUCUUUUUUUGUAUUUUUUUUUUUUUAGUCCAGUCUGUCAAGCUUUACUCACCUGUCCAAACAACAAUGUAUAGACACACACACACACACACACACACAUGCAAACACUGUGGAAUAUAUUUGAAAAAUAUGUAUAAUAAUUUGAAUUGUCGUGCUGUAUACACUUGUGCUUCUUUUCUUGAAAUAUGCUCUUGUGACCCCACCAAACAUCGCCAACCUUGAGCGAUGUCACCCCCCACUCAUGUUGUCGCAUUUUCUUUUCAUGCUUUUCUCCGUGUGUGCGCAACUGGAAGGAAUUUAUAAAGGGUUCAAUCUU